AUGGUUUAUUUGUAAAUAAAGUAGGAAAUAACUAUACAGGCUGGUAGAUGAGUGCGGUAAACUAUUCGUGCAUUUCAGGAGAGUAACAUCCAUACUUUAAAUAUUAUUGGAUUAACACUGCUUAUAUAGUGAACGAUCGAGGAAGCCGGCAACAUGACGGACAAAGAGAAAUACGAAAUGAAUUUUCCAACCAAAGAAGCUAAUGGACAUGCAGCAGAACCUUUCACGUGUCAAAUGUCGAAGUUUCAGAUUCUUAAAAAUUUGUUUGUCGUCAGUUUUGGAUUUGUGUUCUUGUUCACGGCUUUUCAGUCUAUGGCUAAUCUCCAGAGUAGUUUAAACAAAGAAGAAGGAGUCGGCACCGCUAGUUUAUCUACUCUUUAUGGAGCUCUUGUGGUGUCUUGUAUGUUCGUGCCACCGAUAUUAAUAGCUCAUCUAGGAUGUAAAUGGACCAUUCCUCUAUCUAUGUGUGGCUAUGUCUUGUAUAUGGGUGCCAACUUCUAUGCCGUAUGGGGGACCAUGAUUCCUGCAGCAAUAAUCCUGGGCUUAGGUGCCGCUCCUCUAUGGUCCGCCAAGUGUGCCUAUCUAACAGAAACUGGUAUUUGGUAUGCUAAAUUAACCGGUCAGUCAGAGGAUGCCACCAUCAAUCGCUUCUUUGGAAUAUUCUUCAUGAUCUUCCAGACAAGUCAGAUAUGGGGAAAUCUGAUAUCAUCCACGGUGUUUAGUCCUACACCAGAAAAUGGAACAACUUUAAAUGUAACAAAUGAUCUAAAUAAAUGUGGUGCCAAUUUUGAUCCAAUAGACCCCCCAGCAAAUAAUACCAAUCUGAAGAAACCAGAACAAAAUCAGGUUUAUUUAUUAUGUGGUAUUUAUAUUGGUUGUGCUGUAGCAGCUGUUAUUAUUAUAUCUGUUCUAUUGGAUAAAAUCAUCCUUGAAAAAGAUGAGAGAAGACAAGGUCGACCGUCUCCAAAACUUUUGAUUGCUACGUUUAAACAUCUGAUAUCAUCACCAGCACAACUUUUACUUAUACCUUUAACUAUCUACUCAGGUGUUGAACAGGCUUUUAUAUCUGGGGAUUAUACAAAGUCGUAUAUUACAUGUUCAUUAGGAAUAUGGAAUGUAGGCUAUGUGAUGAUCUGCUAUGGUGUUGUUGAUGCUAUUUGCUCGUUUUCUUUUGGAAGAAUGGUACAAUAUGUUGGUCACAUUCCUUUUUUUAUAUUAGCAUUUAUUGUUCAUGGUGGGGUACAGAUAACACUGUUAUUCUGGAUACCAGAUCCAGAUGCCAUAGUUAUAUUCUAUGUACUGGCAGCUCUAUGGGGAAUGGGGGAUGCUGUCAUUCAAACACAGAUUAAUGCUUUCUAUGGAUUUCUAUUCAAAGAUAAUACAGAGCCAGCCUUUGCUAAUUAUCGUCUAUGGGAAUCCGUUGGUUUUAUAUUCGCCUACGCCUAUAACGACUUUAUCGUCACUAACAUCAAAAUAUAUGUUUGCAUGGCUUUCCUGGUGGUUGGAAUGGCUGGUUAUGGUACCGUCGAGGUUAUGCAACGCACACGAUCCGCCCGCUCUGCUGACAUCACAAAAUAAGGCAAUGGUAAAGGGCAAAAUUGUUUCUGUCCAUACUCUUUUAUAAAAUUAAAAUCAGAAACACUUAAGUUAAUGAACAUUCCAUGUAUCACUUAUUCAACUCAUCUCAUGAACAGGACUUGGCGUUUAGAAAUCCGUCUGACUUUCAUAUAACUAUAUUUAAUUUAACUCUUUGAUUGGAUGUCCCUCUUAAAUGUUGCCCAGCCCCCCCCCCCCCACACACACACAUACACACUCCCCCCACACACACACUCCCCCCUCCAUAUAAUCUCUGCACGCCACUGGCUUUGGCGAGUCAACCAAGACGGGGAAAGAUUUCCAUCAUAAACUAUUUAGACUCAGUGGCAUCUUUGAUUGAUUAGUAUCCCAAUUUCGUCUAUUUUUUAAAUUCAAGAAUUUGCGCUUUCGCGUGCUAGGAUUUUAUUUCUGAGAGCUAUGGUUGUGGACUCCUCAUAACGAGUCUUGACAAUGAAAAUUUGAACAUUAUCCAUCUUCCUGGGAUAUUAUGUAGGCCUAAUCUGUCUUACAAAUAUUUUUAAUAUUAUUAUAUACUUGUACGUUUUUAUUUUUUUGUAGAUAAAGAAAAAACUAUAUUUAAACUA
Molecule: messenger RNA, 2180 nt
Organism: Patella vulgata (common limpet)
Lineage: Eukaryota; Metazoa; Mollusca; Gastropoda; Patellidae
Product: protein unc-93 homolog A
Exons: 7
Coding region: 154-1578 (474 amino acids)
Source: RefSeq, a predicted model, not a curated record